Drosophila arizonae is the source of this 1002-nucleotide messenger RNA. RefSeq names its product protein sex-lethal. Gene Ontology annotation, biological process: alternative mRNA splicing, via spliceosome; sex determination. Lineage: Eukaryota; Metazoa; Arthropoda; Insecta; Diptera; Drosophilidae. The record is from RefSeq and is a predicted model, not a curated record. Gene Ontology annotation, cellular component: ribonucleoprotein complex; nucleus. Gene Ontology annotation, molecular function: mRNA binding.
AUGGGCGAGGUGGCCCGACUUUUGCUCUCUUCGUGCAUAUGCGCUGAUUCACGUUAUGCGUUCUCACCACAGGACACAGAAUUUACAUUUCCAAGUUCCUCGUCGCGUCGCGGUUACAACGAUUUCCCUGGGGGCAAUGGCGGCAGCGCCAAUUCCCUCGGCGGCAACAUCUGCAACAUGCCAAUGGCCAGCAACAAUUCGCUGAACAAUCUGUGCGGCCUAUCGAUCGGCAGCGGCGGCAGCGAUGAUCUGAUGAACGAUCAGCGCACAAGCAACACCAAUUUGAUAGUGAACUAUUUGCCGCAGGAUAUGACUGAUCGCGAGCUGUAUGCCCUAUUCAGAGCCAUUGGACCCAUCAAUACGUGCAGAAUCAUGAGAGACUAUAAGACUGGCUACAGUUUUGGUUAUGCUUUCGUGGACUUCACAUCGGAAAUGGACUCGCAGCGUGCUAUUAAAGUUCUCAAUGGGAUCACAGUGCGCAAUAAGCGGCUCAAGGUUUCAUAUGCGCGUCCUGGCGGUGAGUCGAUCAAGGAUACAAAUCUGUAUGUGACCAAUCUGCCGCGCACGAUAACCGACGAUCAGCUGGACACGAUCUUUGGCAAAUACGGUUCCAUAGUGCAAAAGAAUAUACUGCGUGAUAAGUUAACUGGGCGGCCAAGGGGCGUGGCGUUUGUGCGCUAUAAUAAACGCGAGGAGGCACAGGAGGCUAUCUCGGCGCUGAACAAUGUUAUACCAGAGGGCGGCUCCCAGCCGCUGUCCGUGCGCCUGGCCGAGGAGCAUGGCAAGGCAAAGGCGGCGCAUUUCAUGUCACAGAUGGGAAUGGGACCGCCGCAGGCGCCGCCACCACCACCACCACCACCACCGCACAUGGCGGCCGGCUUCAAUAACAUGGUUCACAGAGGUAGAUCAUUAAAAUCACAACAGCGCUUCCAAAAAACGCAUCCCUACUUUGAUGCACAAAAGUUUAUCUAAAACAAAAGAAAACAAAACUGAUCAAACAAC